AAAAGCAACACUCCUUUACUUCAAUCGUAGUUAUGUCUUGCAAGGUUAUUAUAUUUGUGGCGCUUUUUGCCGUUGCCAGUGCUGGCUUGCUGCCAGCCAAGUCCAGCCAGGAGGAGCCCUUCGAUGACCAUCCACGCUACUCCUUUGGCUACGAUGUGCAGGACGCAGUUACCGGCGAUGUCAAGUCCCAAAUGGAAACACGUGACGGCGAUGUAGUGCAGGGCCAAUACUCGCUGAACGAUGCUGACGGCUUCAGACGCAUUGUGGACUACAGCUCUGAUGCUGAGCAUGGCUUCAACGCUGUGGUGCGCCGCGAGCCUUUAACUGGCGUUGCACCCAUUGGCACGACGACAUCCAAAUUGGUCAAGCCCAUUGUACUCGCUCCAGCUCCUAAGCCCCAGCCACUGCAGCCUGCUGUUGUGGUGCGCAGAUUUGAGGCACCAACGCUCAUACAUCAUGCGCCUGUGGCUCAUGUGCUGCAUGCAGCUCCCGCACCCACAAUUGUGUCGCAUCAUGUGCCAUCGCUGCUCAAGUCCCCGAUACACGUUGCUCAUCCCCAAACUAUUUCGUAUGUAUUCCAACACUAA
Messenger RNA from Drosophila busckii, 587 nucleotides. RefSeq names its product pupal cuticle protein Edg-84A (gene Edg84A). The transcript is spliced from 2 exons. Lineage: Eukaryota; Metazoa; Arthropoda; Insecta; Diptera; Drosophilidae. Gene Ontology annotation, cellular component: extracellular matrix. The record is from RefSeq and is a predicted model, not a curated record. The coding region runs from base 33 to 587 and encodes 184 amino acids.